This is a messenger RNA of Penicillium olsonii, 564 nucleotides long. Lineage: Eukaryota; Fungi; Ascomycota; Eurotiomycetes; Eurotiales; Aspergillaceae. The record is from the annotation of a GenBank genome assembly.
AUGCAAUCACCCCAAUUCCAAGCUGGCGAGACGAAGAUUGUAGGACAAGCUUUCACAGUCAAGUUUGUCCCUAAGUCGGAUACGUCGGCGCCUAAACUGCAAGGGAAUUAUAUCGACCAAAUCCCCGAGGGUGCCGUUGUAUUCAUCUCCCAGCCUUUGCCCCACGUCAAUGCGGUUUAUGGUGGCCUGAUGACCCUACGCGCUCAAGCGCUCAAGGCAGCUGGUGUCGUGAUCGACGGUCGCGUACGUGACCUCGGUGAACACCGUGAUCUCAACUUCCCUCUGUUUGCCCGGUCUGUGGGUACUACUGCCGGUGGAGAAGUGUGUCGCCCCUCGGAAGUGAAUGUCCCUGUCCGGCUCAACUCUAGUGACCAAGAUGCCUGGAUCAAUGCUGGAGAUUACAUUAUCGCUGAUCUAAAUGGCGUGGUCCGCUUGCCACAAGAGCUUGCCGAACAUGUUCUUGACCUCAUUCCUGACAUUGCUGAUGCCGAUGCAAAAUGCGCGGAGGCCAUUAAAGGUGGAAUGAGCGUGCAGCAGGCUUUCAAAGAGUUCCGUGGCCGUUAG